UGAGGUUAUAUAUAAGGGGUUGGAAGAAAGCAAGAUUGAAGCAAUUUCGUUAGAAAAAGUUUGAAUAGAUAAAGAGGUACUACGUACCUGGUUGCAGCAACCUCGAAGCUAGUUCAAACUAGUGGGAGGUUGUGUGCAGAGAAAGCGCACAUCAAUGGCUCGUGGAAGAAUUCAGUUGAAGAGAAUAGAGAACCCGGUUCACAGGCAAGUUACCUUCUGCAAGCGCCGAGCUGGGCUUCUCAAGAAGGCUAAGGAGCUCUCUGUCCUUUGCGACGCUGAAAUUGGCCUUGUCAUUUUCUCCGCUCAUGGCAAGCUCUAUGAACUCGCCACUAAAGGAACCAUGCAAGGAGUGAUAGAGAGGUACAUGAAGUUUACUGGGGCGGCUCAGCCUGAAGAACCACCAACUGAACCGCAUCAUCAUCCUCUUGAUGCUAAAGAGGAAGCGGAUGUUCUAAAACAGGAAAUUGACACAUUGCAAAAGGGAAUCAGUUAUUUGUUUGGAGGAGGAACUGGGACAAUGACAAUCGAUGAUUUACAAAUCUUAGAGAAGAAUCUCGAGACUUGGAUUUAUCAAAUUCGCUCAAUGAAGAUGAACCUCAUGUUACAAGAAAUUCAAGAUUUGAGAGACAAGGAGGGUACACUCAAAGCAGCAAACAAGUUUCUCCAUGAUAAGAUUUUGGAGAAUACAACUGCAUUUACUAACUUUGCUCCAUUUGCUACUGACUCAACUUACCCACUAACUAUACAAGAUGGGAUUUUUCCAGCUCUAGGAAAUGUACUUGGUUAAUCAAAAUUGUUAUGUCAUAUAUAUGUUUUAGUGACUUAUUAAAGAACUAGAUGAAUAUUAAUGUGGUGUAUAAUUACUUAGACAUUAUUGAAUAAUGUUGUAUGAACAAUAUAUAAGAUUUGCCCAGUGGUGUAUGUAUGUGCAACAUUGUGUUGUU
Arachis duranensis is the source of this 944-nucleotide messenger RNA. Its product is annotated as agamous-like MADS-box protein AGL12. Lineage: Eukaryota; Viridiplantae; Streptophyta; Magnoliopsida; Fabales; Fabaceae. The record is from RefSeq and is a predicted model, not a curated record. Gene Ontology annotation, molecular function: RNA polymerase II cis-regulatory region sequence-specific DNA binding; DNA-binding transcription factor activity, RNA polymerase II-specific; protein dimerization activity. The coding region runs from base 155 to 787 and encodes 210 amino acids. The transcript has 7 exons. Gene Ontology annotation, cellular component: nucleus. Gene Ontology annotation, biological process: positive regulation of transcription by RNA polymerase II.